AUGGAAACAAAACGAGCUUUAUCCAUUCAGAGGCCAGGUGGAAGACAGCGUGAUAAUUGUGGGGCCUCUGGAGCUCAACGUCCUUCAUUGCCUGUUUUCGCGACUCCUCUAGAGAGAAAUUUUCCAAAUUACUCCGAGUCCCAGCAUGUUCUCCUAGAGAAGAGGCUCGACUCAUCUUUGCCUUCCAAUAACGGGGUUGCUGGCCAUAUAUUUUCGUCAUCCUCCCGAUUUUCCAAUGAUUUUCUUUUUUCCUCCGACCAACAGCAAGAAAGUCAAUCCCCGUUUGUUACUCAGUCAACAGAUACAGCCUCUUCAUUUCUAGCACCACAGUCCGUUGACGCUGGAGUCCAUGAGUCAACUGCAUUGUGCCAGUAUAAUAGAGACAACAUAAAUGGCUCCUGGAGUACUGAUACACUCUCUGAGUUUUUGGAGUUUCCAUUAACUAAUACGGUUCCAAGUAGUCAACUUGCUGAGGAUCUCGAAAAAACAAAUGACUGGCAGGAUUGGGCCGAUCAACUUAUAGGUGAUAAUGAUGCUUUGACUUCUGAUUGGAGUCAGAUUCUUGCUGAUGCAAAUGCUGCUGAUCCACAGGUAUUGUGUCAAACGUCCAAACAGUCAACUAGUUGUGUAUCGAUGAAACCCCAUAUGCCACCAGCUGCAGCUCAAGGGACAUGCAAUGCUGCUGUUCAGUCCUCACCUAGUAGUUGUUCUGCUGGAAAGCAGCGCAUGCGUUGGACCCCCGAGCUUCACGAGUCUUUUGUGGAGGCUGUCAACAAACUUGGUGGAAGUGAAAGUAGGUUUCGUUUUUGCUUAAAAUUACAAGCCUUGAAAAAUCACACCAAUCACUUUGAUUUUAUUGCAGGAGCUACUCCUAAGGGUGUCCUGAAGUUAAUGAAACACGAAGGCUUGACAAUCUAUCAUGUUAAGAGCCAUCUACAGAAAUACCGCACAGCUAGAUACAAACCUGACUCUACAGAAGAAUCUUUGGAAAGAAAAUCGACCUCUAUUGAAGAACUUCCAUCUCUGGACUUGAAAACGGGUAUUGAGAUCACUGAAGCUCUGCGGUUGCAGAUGGAAGUCCAAAAAAGGCUUCACGAACAACUUGAGAUCCAAAGAAAUUUGCAGCUUCGAAUAGAAGAACAAGGGCGAUACCUUCAAAUGAUGUUCGAGAAGCAACAAAAGUCGGGCAUAGAGAUAGAGGGGCUCAAAGAGGCCAAUGAAAAGGAGUCGACAAAUGAAGUAGUUGAAAAUGCUAUUAGAGAAGCUGAGGCUCCAACAUCCAAGCGUGCUAAAACUCACGAGUAG
Molecule: messenger RNA, 1305 nt
Organism: Striga hermonthica
Lineage: Eukaryota; Viridiplantae; Streptophyta; Magnoliopsida; Lamiales; Orobanchaceae
Source: the annotation of a GenBank genome assembly